Molecule: messenger RNA, 3629 nt
Organism: Lagopus muta (rock ptarmigan)
Lineage: Eukaryota; Metazoa; Chordata; Aves; Galliformes; Phasianidae
Gene: EFCAB11
Product: EF-hand calcium binding domain 11
Exons: 6
Coding region: 312-677 (121 amino acids)
Molecular function (GO): calcium ion binding
Source: RefSeq, a predicted model, not a curated record
CUGCUGCGGGGUGUGGCGGUGUCCCUGGGAAACGUGGCGUGCGGAGCGGAGCCCUUCCCGCCCCUCCAAGGAGGUCGGGCAGCUCCCGUGUGCCUCUUGUAAUUGGUGAAGCUGCCGCGCGUUACCUCACUGAGUUCAUGUGAAAAGCUGGCACCCUGUUAACUCAGGGCAGGUGCGAUAUUUGCAUAAUGAUUCUUUCAGCUCGGUGUUAAUUACCGCAGCGGAAGCGCCCUGCUAAUGAGGUUUUUGAAGUGUGUGAUGAAGGUAACAAAGGCUAUUUGAACAGAGAGGACUUUGAAGUUGCUGUAGUAAUGUUGUUUGGUUAUAAGCUCUCAGAGGUGGAGGUGGAUUCAAUAAUGUCUUCUGUGAGACCAGAAAAUUCAGGUAUAUCAUUUGAAAAGUUUUUAAAUCUUAUGAGUGCAAAGAAAUCUGCACAACUGUGUAGUGAUGAAACAAGAGAAAUAUUCACAGCUUUUGACAUGCAAGAUAGAGGAUUCUUGACUUUUGAAGACUUUAAGAAAACCUUCAAUUCUGUUCUUCCAAAAUUAUCUGAAAGAAUCAUAAUUGAAGCCUUCAGAGAGGUUGAUCAGGAUUCUGAUGGGCGCAUCAGCUUCAAAGAGUUUGAAUGUGCAAUGAAGCAUGGACAAGAUGAAGUAUCACCAUUGUACUUUGCCUGAAGUAUGCUCUCUGGUGAAAAGACAAAGUGGAAACUUUAGAUCUCAAGUUAUUUAAAAAUCAAUGGUAGUUGAUAUUGUAUGGUAUUUGGUAGUUGGUAUUGUAUGGUAGUUAUUUAAAAAUCAAUUUGUUUCAGCCAGAAUUUUAAGAACUUUGACUGUAAGUGUAGCUCUGAAGAACAGCCUUUGAAGCUUUACUGUUGACAAGUUGGGUGUAUUAAUUUACAUGUGUAUGUGUGCAUAGAAUACUUUUAUUUGAAAACUCUGUUGAUUCCCAGUCAUCCUAGUUAGGAAAUGCAAUGCUGUACUUUUUGGCUGAGAAAGAAAAGAACUGACUCUGAUUUGCAGUUAUUGUGUAAUGUACUCAUUUGAUAUUUCAACAGCCUUUUGUUGGCUGACCAAAAUAUCUCACAUAUGUAGAAACUGAUUAAAAUUAUGGUGGAUAAUGCUUGCUUCUUAGAAAUUAAUAGUAUAUUUGUCUUUCCUUUAUGGUUUCACUUUCAUAUAGUGUUCUUUUUUAUAUUGCAAAUUAUUUUUAAUUUAACAGUUUUUAGUUAAUUAUCUACCAGAUUUAAUUCUGAACAAUUGAGAACUGUGUGUUUAUAGUAAAAAAAAAUGAAGAUAAAAUGAACGUGAAUAAUUAGUUAUUUCCUUUUGAAACAAUUUUCUAAAUUGAGUUAAGAAUAAAACUUGGUCUGCUUCAUGAACUUCAGUUUGGCAUACUGAAAAUACUAUUCAAGCCUACAACUGACUUUUAGUGAAGAAUUUGUAUGGAUGUGCUUUAGCAGCAUCAAGGAAUUUUCCAAUUGUUGAGAAGAAGAAAAAGGUAGCAUUUAUCACUAUGGACACAUCUACCUUCUCCUCUCUUUCCUUUUCUUUCUUCUUCCUUCCCUCCCCACUCUUUCAUUGGGUUACUGCCUAUGGAGAUGUUCUUGCCCCCUGUAACUUUAUAUACACUCAUUCAAGCAGUGCUGUGGUGAGAUAAAUCCUCUUAUUCAAUGUAUUUUAUCAGUGAUCCCUGAUUUCCUACUGCCUUUGUGUGUUCAUAUUAGUAAUAGAGAUUUCAUUAUGGGCAUUGAUCUCUGAUCAUUUUUCAUUCUGUUGCUCCAUUUCUGUUUUCUUGCUAGUUGUUAAGCUGCUUGAAUUAGAGAUUCCUUCUGAAAUUGUGCAGAAGCAAUGCCCUCCUCAUGUGAACUUAGAGACUGUAGCACACACUUAAUGCUACUGUAAAUAAAUAAACCAAGAAUAAUGAUCACGUAAGACGAAAAGAGUAUCAGUUCUACUGUUAAAUCAAAAGAGAAAUCUUCAACAUCUUCCUAACUUUAGUGAGGCAUUCCAAAAUAUAAUGCAUGGGCAAAUUGUUAAUAAAAUAACAUCUGUUUUCUAUUCCAAUUUCCUUGGAAAUUGUACUUUACUAGACACACAAAAAGUGAAAUCUUCUUUACUUCCCAGGCAGAUAGUACAUAAAUAAUGGAAUGAAAUUGGAGGCACUGAAUACAUGAGCAGAUAUAUUCGAUUCUAUGUUCAAGAACCAGGUAUCCAUUAGAUGAAAUGAGCUGUAACUCAAAUAGCAUGCUAAUCAGUGCAAGAGAAAUGGUGUUACCUCUGAAAGGUGAUGGAAAGACCUGCUAGUAGAUAGAUGGUUAGCCUUAGAAGUGGUAUUUCCCAACAGAUGAAUGUUUUCAUAAGAGAGUCAUCAUCAUGGAUGUUAAUUAGCAAUAUCAUCACAGUCUCUGCUGACACAGAAGAUUGAAUUAUUAUUCCACAGGGAGAGUUGCUACAGGUCUAGACACAUUCAUGAAAAAAAUGUAUGAUGAGUUGCUGUGCCAUUACUUACACUACAUUUUUUUGGUCAGUGUACUUCAGUCUACUGACACAGGUGUCCAGUCCUUAUACCUGUCCCAAACACUAAUUCCAUGCAGUUUUACUUUAUUUAUUUCAAAUGAAUUAUUUAUUAAGGAGCAACUGAUGUGAAGUUUCUAUCUUACAGAAAUCUCAUUUUCACUACUAGCUUCCAUUUAGCCAUUAAAAAGUCUGUGAUGUCUUGUUAAUAUUUCUGACCUGACUGUAGUUUUCUGUCUAAAUGUCUGACAAUAUCUGCACUUUACAGACUCUGUACAACAAUAACCUUCUGUUGAAGAUUAUUACAGACAGAAAGGUCUCUGUAUACUUUUCCUUCUAAGAAAUAUAUAUCUUGUAUUUGUAGCAAGGAACUUCAGAGAGGAAAAUGCCCUCUAUUUCCUUUACUUCUAUGCACUCUCAUUCCUCGAUUUCUGAGAGACUUUAAAAGUAUGAACUUAAAUUAUUGAGAAUAGAAAAUCCAAGAGAGGUGAAUGAAAUUAUUUUACCAUGUUGCAAAGGUUUGUUGUUGUUGUUUUUUAAACAUGAUUUUUUAGAGAAGUUCUAUUCUUAAGCAUUCUUGCUUGUUUUGCUUGAUUUGCUUGUUAAGAAAUACCUGUGAAAAGCAUAUUUACAUUUGAGUUUUCAAAUGAGUGAUAAUCUGCUCAAAUUAUUUUCGUGUGGAUACUUUGUAUGCUUAGCUCAUUGCAGCUACUUUAAAGCAAAUAGAUUAUAUAACCAUACUUUCAAAAUGUAUUUCCUUUGUUCUCCUGGAACUUCUGUAAUUCACUAAAGCUCUCGGAAUCUAGUUAUGUGUUAUUUCCUUUUAAAUGACUUGAAUGAUAUCAUGGAUGGCAUGAGCAGUUGUUAAAUUGUGUUCUUUGGGUAACCUGAUAUCCCUGGUAGCUUUCACAGUGUUAGUAUUGUGAAAUCCAGGACAGCUUUGACUGAAAAAGGGUUCAGAGGACUCAGCCCAAUAUCAGGACUUUCCUCACUGGAAUGUUUUGUUUCCUUUUUUUUCUGGUGUAUCAGAAAAUGAGUAUUUCAUCCAUGUACUCAGUAAUCAGAAGAAUCCAAAGUAAAUACGUGCACGACAUCAUAGAAUGUCGAGUGUGU